UUCUAUGUGUUUUAGUAACCCACCAAAGUGCAUGAAGCUGUUCAAAAGUAGGGGGGUGACAAAUCAGACCCCAUGUCCAUGCUGGAGAUCUUCCCAAGCCGCCCACAUGUGGACCUUGGUGAAUGUCCUUUGAGGGCUUCCUGCUGAUUGCUGGAUCCAGCCCCUCUAGGAAUCCUUUUCAUUGUAAGUCUGUGGAUUGUUCAAAUCUUGAUCCCAAAACAGUCUGAAAAAACUAUUUGGAAUGAAACAAAACACCUUCCUCAAUAGCAGAAGUACAUCAAACUGCAAGUUAGCCAUCAGCACAUCUAAACAUUACUCACAAGUGCAUGUGUGUAUAAUGUCUGUCUGUCUGUCACAGAGCUGGGAAUCAGCGGAUGUGGGUUCUAGUCCCAGUUCUGCUACCAACUUCCUGUGGGACCUGGGCAAGUCAUUUAACUUCUCUGGACCUCAGUUUCCCCGUGUGUAAGACUGGUACAGUGAUACUUGUCUCUUUGUAAAGCGCCUCAAGCUCUCUGGAUGAAAAGGGCCUCUACAAGUGCUAAGUGUUGGUGUUGUUAUCUAUGCACUGUGCAGCUGCGGAAAACGACUGUGCUGCAUCUACACACCCUGUUGCUAGAUAACAUGGCAUUGUAAUUUCACCCACUGUCCUGAUUUCUGCUGUCUCCGCAGUGAGCACUGGGAAUUUGAUGUGUCCAAAAGACGCUUUCCUAAUUAGCACAAAAACUCUGCGUGCAGGGAAGUUUUUGUGAUGAUCCAAAUUGCUAACGAGGCCUGGUGCCCAGAGCUAGACACUAACGUGGUGUGGACUUCUUAGAUGGCUUUGUUGUUGUAAUGUUCAGGGCUUGGGCAGGACUUCUGCCUUCUCAGGAGUGUGACAGAAAUGCCUGUGUGAGUGUGUUAACUUUCCAGGGAGCACCCGAGGGGAGAGAACAGGGCUGAACUGGAGGGUUUGCUUUGGCAGAGAGGGUGCUGUAAUGAAGAUUUCCCUUUGGCCUGUGCACUCUGAUUACACUAAACUUUUACACUUCCUUGUUGAUGUGGGGUGGUGGCGUUAUUUAUUUCUAUUACAGUAGCACAGAAAUAGUAACACCUUGAGUGUGAUACACCCUUGCUCUGCCAUUCUGCUCUAGUAGUGUUUUACACCCAUGUUGUAUUAUAAUUAAAUAUAUAAAUCGUAACUCACCAGGGGGGCAGCUUUGCUGAUAGUAGUAGUGGUAGAAGCACUAGUGUAGACAGGGCUCAGGUGUUUUUAGUGGCUUAUUGUCUGACCUUCACAGUAUGGUGAUAGCCAACCUUACCCUGUUCGUACCAGUGCUUCUGCUGUUGCCAAUGGAGAUGCACCAGUAGUAAACGGUGCUGCAGCCAGAGGGAGUCAGUGUGAGGGCUGGGAUUAGGACCCAGUAGUUUUUGGAUCCUUGCUUUGUGAUCUGCCAUUCUGGAGUGGAAAUGCACAAAAUUCCAGUAACAUCUCUCCUGGGAUAAGUCACUUUCAUUCUAUAAAUCUUCCCCGGUGUGGACUGUGCCUCCACCAGAGCUUGUUGGUGCCAUGCACUGAACUUGUGAGGGGACAUGCAAGUCUGACUUUGGGGUCUAGAGCAGAGGUACCAGACCAGCUCUAAGCUUUGUGGCUUUGCUUUUAUUUUAGUCUGAUACGCUUGAUGGGGCCUGUUGGUGUCUCAGGUUCCCCUCAGUGGCUGCUGAGUCUUGUGGCUAUUGCAGGUCACCCCUGCCAGCCUUGCUCUGUCUGCUGGUAGAAAGGGUCUAGUUAGGCCUCUGCUUUCUCCUAACUGUUCACCACCUGUUGGAUGCCUCCUGCUGCCAACCCCAAUGCUUUGACACCGGCGAAUUCAACCCAGAGCGUAAUGUGGCAGGUAAAUGGAUUUUAAACACAAGACCUUGCCAUUCAGUUGUCUCUUGCACGCUGAACCUCUGCAUUAGAAACCCCACAGCUGCGCCAGCUCUGAGGAUGGUAGCCCUGAACCGUGCUCUUUGCCUGUGUGCCUCCAUAGCUCUGCUAACUAACCAGCUUCAACCUCUGGCUGCAGAUUUUCCCCAUCUUUCAAACGCAUCUGAAGCAAAUGCAGGAAUCAUGCUGCAUGCAUUUUCCUGGGCCUUGAUUUUCCUAAUAAACAUUGUGGGCAGAGACCUGGCCAUUUCAUCCUGUGCUGGAUAGUCACAUUUUCCCAGUGCUGGCGCUGACACAAUUUUCAAUAUACAUGUUGUAAGGGAGGCCAUUCGCCUCAAUUGUACCUUAUUGUCUCAUGUCCCCUUUGCUCCUCGGUGUGUGUGUUUGUUUUCUCUCCUUACAAAUGGUGAGGGCAGAAGGACUGGGGCAGACAGGGUGGGAGGGGGUCUGGUCACUUCCACAUUGUAAGAUUCACAAGUCAUUCUGGAGCCAGUCUUCUGCACAGCAUACGUUCCAUGUGGUUUGUGGUGGAGGCAUUCCUGUAUUACAGGAAGCCAGAUUCAGGAUCAGGGCCCUGUUGCACUAGACUCCCUCAGCCAAAGCGGGAAGGAUUGGUUCCUGCCCUAGAGGGCACUCUUAGUUUCUGUGAUUUGUGAGGUGUGCACAUGGAGAGGGCAACUCUUCUAAGGCUUUGGAAAUAGAGGUGUCAGUGCUGGUGCCACCCAGGGUUAACACAACCAUCAGCGAUGGGGGUAGCGUGGGCAGUGCUGUGCAAGCUCUGCCAGCGUCCUUCAGUCCUGAUCUGCAGCGUCCACAGCUGUCCCAGCCUGGGCGCCUCACACCACCCCAAGAAUGUGGGCCUCUGCUUACCAAAGGAUGGCUGGAGCUGGAGCUUGGCCUGGUGGUGAGGGGGCCAGCCUGAGACUUGAGAGACAGGAGUUUGAUUCCUGGCACUGCCACAGACUCCCUGGGUGGUCUUGAGGCUCUGUGCCUAUGUUCCCCUCUGUACAGUGGGGCUGGUGAUAUUAGCCAGGCCCUGCCUCACAGGGGGUGUAAGAACAAAUCCACUAACGCUUGUGAGGUGCUCAGGGACUGCAGCGAUGGGGGGCCAUGGGAGUGCCCAACACAGACAAAAUCACUGCCAUCCUAGUCCUGAUGGGCCACCUACAGCAGAUGAGUUUUCUCGCUAGUCUAUGUUUGUGCUGUGGCUAUUAGGGUUGUGUCAGGCCUCCAGUCUGGUCUGUGAUUCCCCCCAAGAGCUGCCCUGUGUGUGUUUGUUUUUAAAAACUCUCCCCAGAGGUGCUGGAGAGCUCUCACAAGGGCUUGAGCAGCCGGUAUGCUGGCAGCAGGCUCACAUACGUGCUCAAGGCUGCACAAGGAGAUGGCUCUGGCUUUGGGGCUUUCCUGAUGGUGUAUGGUACACUGGUGGUGGUGGCUUCCAGAAGUAGGGGAAGGGUGGGUGAUAGGGUCCCCUUGUAGGGGGGCUGCUGAAGACCUCUGCAUUGCCAGGAGGUUGGGAAUGCCCCCAGCUGUCAGGGAGGAGGUGGGUGCAUGAGAGGGGGGAGGGAGUUUGUUUUGGGGCUUUUGUCGGUUUUGAUCAGGAGAGGAAAUUGGAAUGAAAACACCUUCAGGAGGCAGAAACACAGGGCUUAAUUUGGUUCCAUAUUCGGUGGAAUUCUUCUGGUGCAGGAUCCCUAUGACUGCUUCUUCCGAAAACAAAGACGAGACACAGGGGGCUGCAAAAGUAGAGGAGUCCCCGAUAGAAGUGUAGCUUGUGUUAACGGCAGUGGUAGGAAUUGGUGAAGGCUAGUGUGCUUCUGGGACUGGGGCUUUUGCCCGCCUGCGCCAGGAGGGAUCGUCCACCUCCGCCAGCCUGGAGCAUCAUCUACACGUCUCCCCAGGCAGCUGCGGCCACCUGGCUUCUGAGGCCAGCCUGAUGGCGGAGCCUCGCUUUAACAACCCCUACUUCUGGCCGCCCCCUCCCACCAUGCCCAGCCAGGUAAGACCCCCUCCCUACCCUGAAGCAAGAGAAGCGAGGAGGGGCAGCUUUUUGCAGUCGUGGGUGAGGUCCAGCUGCAGAGCAGCACGAUCCCAGCUGGACAACUUGGUUCUGAUCAAUAAAAUCAAGGAGCAGCUGAUGGCAGAGAAGAUCCGGCCCCCUCACCUGCCCCCAACCUCGGUGUCCUCUCAGCAGCCCCUGCUGGUGCCCCCCUCGCCUGCGGAGAGCAGCCAGUCCAUCAUGUCCCUCCCCAAACUGCAGCAGGUCCCAGGGCUGCACCCACAGGCCGUCCCCCAGCCUGACGUGGCCCUGCAUGCCCGGCCGGCCACCAGCACGGUCACAGGUCUGGGUCUGGCCUCCCGUGCCCCCGUAGUCAGCACCUCGGAAUCCAGCACUGGCACCAGCACCCCCUCCACCCCAACCUCCACCAGCCAGAGCAGACUCAUCGCCUCAUCGCCCACCCUCAUCUCAGGGAUCACCAGCCCCCCACUCCUGGACUCCAUCAAGACAAUCCAGGGCCACAGCCUGCUGGGGGCGCCCAAGUCAGAGCGAGGGCGGAAGAAGAUCAAGGCGGAGAACCCGUCGGGGCCGCCCGUCCUCGUGGUGCCCUACCCCAUCCUGGCCUCAGGCGAGACUGCUAAAGAGGGCAAAACCUACAGGUGUAAAGUCUGCCCCCUUACCUUCUUCACCAAGUCGGAGAUGCAGAUCCACUCCAAAUCACACACAGAGGCCAAACCCCACAAGUGCCCGCACUGCUCCAAAUCCUUCGCCAAUGCCUCCUACCUGGCCCAGCACCUGCGCAUCCACCUGGGCGUGAAGCCGUAUCACUGCUCCUACUGUGAGAAAUCCUUCCGCCAACUCUCCCAUCUCCAGCAGCACACCAGAAUUCACACAGGCGACAGACCCUACAAGUGCCCACACCCUGGCUGUGAAAAGGCUUUCACGCAGCUCUCCAACCUCCAGUCACACCAGCGACAGCACAACAAGGAUAAGCCCUACAAGUGUCCUAACUGCUACCGGGCAUACUCGGACUCAGCAUCGCUGCAGAUCCACCUCUCUGCACACGCUAUCAAACACGCCAAGGCCUACUGCUGCAGCAUGUGUGGGAGGGCCUACACCUCGGAGACGUAUUUGAUGAAGCACAUGUCCAAACACACCGUGGUGGAACACCUAGUGAGCCAGCACUCACCUCAAAGGACGGAGUCACCCAGCAUCCCAGUGCGGAUCUCGCUCAUCUAAUCUGGGGCUUCCUUGCCCACCCCUACCCUACGCAGCUCUCCUCCCCCCAAUUCCGGAUCGCCAGGGGGCAGCUUGGAGACGAUCACACGGACCACCCCCCCCAGCACCGCCACUGAGUGCCCGUGCCUGCCGAGUCACGGGGAGCGACUGUGAAGACACUCAUCUUUUGGGAGAAAUUAAUGAAUGAAUUAAUGUUUGGAAAACACCCCUCGGCCCUGGCCCCGCCCCCAGCACCCUGCCGGGAGAGCCAGGGACUCGUCCACAGUUUUGGUGACAUCCAAAGACUAUUUCAGAGCACUUUGAAUCUCUGUUUGGUUUCUUCAUUUUCUUUCUUUUUUUCCCUUCUUUCUGCCCCAUCCUCCAUACUCCUUUCUGCUCUCUUUUGGAUACAAGGAAAGAGAGAGAGAGAGAGAGAGAGAGAUUGGCCAAGAAGUUGGUGCUGCUAAAACCGAAAACCCAAACUGGACAGAGACGCGCUGGAUGGUGUGGCGGGCAGGAUCCAGGGCCUGGCGCUCGGGCUCCUUCAGCCUCAGGAUGAGACUCUGGGACGUACCCAGCCUGGUGCUUGGUAUCUGCUGCCCCUCCUGGACUCUCCGUUGGGAGCCAGCAUGAGGCCAGUUGAGGGGGGAAUGGGUUAACCUGUUGGCUGGAGAGGUGAAAUCUACUGGCGCUGUUGGUGCGGGGACAGGCGCUGGAGCAGCAGCUGCAGGAGGGAGACCUUUGUUCCACAGACGUCGCUGUUCCCCGCUGGGGCUUGUCCUCUGCCACUUUGUCUAACCUCGUUGGGACAUUUUGGUUGUUUCCUUUUGUUUGUUUCAUUUGUCCUGGUUGGAGCUGCACAGGACUGGCUGUCCCUGCGGCCACGCCAUGGUCCGUGCACAUUUCCCUGGCGGCGCGAGGAAUCGCAGCUGGGGCUCCGCCUAGCUGGGGGUAAGUGUGGUGGCUGCCGGAGGAGGCACUCAGCCUAUGACAGGGACAUAGCUGGGGCUGGCCAAGUUCAUGGAGGGCAGGGCUGGUCAUGCCUAUGUGAAAUCCAGAGAUGCAGCCCAUGAAGACCACAGGUCCCAACAUGCUGUGCUCUAGUGUGAGCUAAGCAGUAUCCCGCCAGAUCGGGAAAGCACAUUGCCUACUGGGAGCUGUAGUCUAUAGGAUUGGGCAGGAGUCAGGCAGACUGUGGCCAGUACUGGUAUAGGCCCAGCUGUGGAGCUCCCCUUUCCAGACUCCAGCUCUGCUAGGCCAGCCAUGGUGUAUGGGAGUGGAGGAGCACUUUGGCCAUGGUGCUGAGGAUCUGGGUGGGGGGGUUGGGAGCCUCAGCUGCCCAUGAUCUGUCACCUUCCCCCAAGUCUGCAUGGUGCUAACUAGGGAUUGUCCUGAGCUAUGAAGGGGCGUUUGCUACAGAAGAGCGAGUGUGAGAGAUGGGUGCGGGGGGCUCGCUGCAGGUUAUGCUCUUUGACGUGGAUUAUUUUUCAAUCUCUCUUCCCCACUAUGGGCAUCUAGUGCUGCUGCUCUGGAAGCCCGGGCACCACAGCAGCCUACCAGGGUUUCCAGAGUAGCGGCAGCCUGGGGUCUCCUCUCUCACAAUUACCUCCUGGAUCCUGUGUUUGCUUAUCAAGGGGAUGGGCCCCAGGCAGAGAGUUACAUGUGGGAGAGGGGAGUCCGCCCCAUAGGAAAGCUCCCUCCAGACGUCCAGCUACCACCCCCUGUGCAAUACAGUACAACGGGCUCCUGCACGCCAGCUCUGCCCCUCCGAGCUAAGGGUUCCCUUAACUCUGCUCCUCCCUCCAGGUUCCCAGCAGGGCACUGGCAAGCUCUUUCUGCACCUUCAAAGGAUUCACAUAGAAACCUCGUCUGGUGCCGGUCCCUGCCUCUCACUGGGUCCCUGAACCCUGCGGCGAGGCUAGCGCUGACUCCGUGCCCUGAACAGCUCAGUCUCUGGGGCUUUGGAGCAGUCGGUUGCUGUGGCGCCUGCCGUGUCUGUGCAGGAUGGUAAUGAGCCCACCUGCAGAGCACCUGUUGGCUGGCACAGUAACAGCUGGGAGACAGCUGCCUGGGGCAGUGACUCCCACGCCAGCCUGCAGAUGCACCUGGGGGCUGGCCUGGUGCUCAUUGGAACAGCUGCUGGCGGGGCACAGCUCCCAUUCGCCCUGUGCACACCAGGGCCUGUGACUGGCUCCAUUUCUGGCCCAGCUGCACCUGUCAGCACAAGUCACUUGUUCUGAACUUGGCUGACCCUACCUGGGCUGAGCCGGCACCGUAGUUUGGGUUUUAGCUUGUGCUGUGUGUAACAGGGCCACUUAGAAUUAGAUUUGAGGGUCACCUGCAAAUGGCUGUAUUGAGCACAGUAGGGCUCUGCAGGACUUGGGGAGAUCAGCAGGAGAGUGCAGGGGACAGCCUGUGUUGCCCCUGCUCCCUGUUGCUGGCAUCAGAGGUGAGCUGUGACAUUAGCACCACUUGAAUCUGAAAUUCUGAUCUGUUGGGAUCUGAUUCUGCUGCCAUGACAAAGCUCUUCCAGAGGUUAGUGGGGCAGGAUCAGGCCGUGAGCCCUCCUAGGAUGCAGGUAACAAACCAGCUCCCUCCCGAGCAAACUAAAGCACUAAAGGGGAAGAAGAAAGCCGGUGUGCCCUGGAGGCUGUGCUCAAUCGCUGGGACUGGCAGUGCCUGAGGGGGUUGGCUUACUCUGUCCUGGGACCGUGUGCCUGGUCAGAAGAGCGAUGGGAGAAACGCAGAGCGGUCUGUAUUCCCGGAGCGGAGUUCCUUCCCCACCUCCCCUGGCACCUCCUGGAAAUCAGCCCCCCAGCAGUGCAGUCUCAUGGCAGGGACCUUGGAGCAAGCUUAGGAGGGAGAAAUCCAGCAAUGUGAGACACGAGGCCCUUCCCUUCCCUGGGGUCACCCCACUGGGUACAGUAGAGGUACCCCAGGUAUGGAUCCCACUGCCCUCCAUGUGAUUCCCUCGGGACAGCUGGGGCACCAGCUUGAUCUCUGGCCUUUGGGGGCACUUAUCUGUUUUGGGAGCUGCAGAGCCUGCUCUCAGGCCAGAUGGACCGGAGGGAGAUUCCCCUAGCCCAGGGUGCUAUGGAUCUGCCUCUCUGCCUUGCAUAACCCCACAUACCAGUCACCAAGAAGCAAACGCAGCAGGAAGAAUGAUUCGCCAUGUGUAAAUACCUCCAAUGCAGCAGCUUUGGAGCGGCCUGGCCCAGCCAGAGUCAAUG
Molecule: messenger RNA, 8353 nt
Organism: Dermochelys coriacea (leatherback sea turtle)
Lineage: Eukaryota; Metazoa; Chordata; Testudines; Dermochelyidae
Gene: ZNF362
Product: zinc finger protein 362
Exons: 9
Coding region: 3843-5144 (433 amino acids)
Biological process (GO): negative regulation of transcription by RNA polymerase II; central nervous system development
Cellular component (GO): nucleus
Molecular function (GO): DNA-binding transcription repressor activity, RNA polymerase II-specific; RNA polymerase II cis-regulatory region sequence-specific DNA binding
Source: RefSeq, a predicted model, not a curated record